AGCCAUUGAUAUGACGUGUCGAAACAGUUGAGUAAGAAGGGGAAAUUUCAGGAGCGAGAAUAUAUAUGGCAUAAGUAUGUUUGGAUUUUACAUCGCAGUAUACUAUAUCACGUAUAUAAAUUAACAAAAUACUAAACCCAAUUUUAUUGAAAGCAAUUUUCAGAGGGACAGCUCAAGUAAUUUCGUAAAAAUAUUAACAGAUACAAAAUGAAUAAAUCACCAAUUAAUAUUCUCCAAGAAAUUUUAAUCAAAGAGGGUUGUGUUCCUAAUUAUUCUUAUAUAUUGGAUAUUUCUGAAUUUAAAUGUGAAGUGACUUGUAAAAAUUUAAGUGCAAUUGGCAUAGGACCUAACAAAAAGGAAGCCAAAUAUAAUGCUGCAGUAAAUAUGUUAUCAUUGUUGAAUAUUACAAUAUACUCAAAGAAACACAAGACUGGAAAUAAAAUACAAGAUUUUAAAACUUGUCAACCGACACAUAAUACAAAUGAACCAAACAAUACAAAUAUGUUACCUCCAUUAAACAAAGAUACACAAACGUUUCCUGAAUGUAACUAUGUAGGAGUGCUACAAGAACUUUGCAUGCAACAUCGCAUAAGUUUGCCUUUAUAUGAAGUUGUUCAACAAAGUGGUCCUAGUCAUAUGAGAACAUUUAAGGUAAAAAGCAGUGUUGGAUCUCAUGAAAUGACAGGUAUAGCAUUCUGUAAAAAGGCUGCGAAACAAGAAGCUGCCAAGAAUAUACUACAUCACUUAGUAGUUUCAAAUAUAUUGCCAGAAGAUACUUAUAAAAAAAUAGAACUUUACAAAAGAAAGGUCAAUAUAAAUGAUACAAAAGAUAUAAAAUUGAAUGUUAAAAAUACCAAACCGGUAUUACCUAUUGAGAAACCAGAAAUAGAAGAGAUAUCAGAAAAGGCUUUACCGACAUAUGAACUUAUUUCUAACAAUAUAGCAAUGCAAAACAGUGAUAAUGGUUCAGCAGUAUUUAAUAAUAAUAAUAAUACAAUUAAGAAUACCCAGAUAAGUAUCUACCAACCAAAGUCAAUAAAAACGGUUAAUGACUCUAAGCAAACAUUAGAAAGUAACUUCAAGAAGUUGGAUAUAAGCAAGUCAAUUGUUGAGUCAGCAAUUACAAAAUCAUCAGAAAACGCACAAUCGAACAACAUUGAAUCUAAUUCUGACGAUAAACAAUAUUUUGUAACUAAGAAUGAUAAUACAAACCUAUCAUUAGUAACUUAUAAGGAUGAAGAACACAAACGAACAAUUGAGGACGAUUUACGAGAAUUUAAUAUAGAAAUAUCAGAUUUUGUCGAAAGUAACAAAACUAUGGCUCUUACGGAUGUAUCGAAAAAAGCCUUAUCCUUAUUGGAAAACUCUAAAAAAUACAAAUCUUCAAAUGUGUGUCUUACGGAUUCUCAUAAUUUAUUCAAAAAAUUGUAUUCUGAUAAGAUACCAGAUGAUUUAAAAAAAAGAAUGUGUAUCGUAAGCAAAUAUAAAUUGAGUGCGAUAGAGGAUCUUAUUGCAAUAGAAGAAACGUACCAAGAAGUUCAAAAGACAUUAGGGGUUACGUUAAACCAAGUCAACUAUAGCAACAAGACAGCAGAUGUUACAAUAAUAUGCCUGCGUAUGCUGUCCACACCAGUUAUUACACAAAUUGGUAUAGGAACAACGGAAAAUAAUGCAAAGGCAGAAGCAAUGUUUGCAAUUAUUAAUACUAUCCUGGAAUAUAUAAAAUAAGGCUUUUAUGAUACCGAUUGCCCUUCAAUAAUGGAACAAAAGCUGUAUAUGUGAUCUUGAGCAGUAUAUGUAAUUUCCACAAGA
Odontomachus brunneus is the source of this 1812-nucleotide messenger RNA. RefSeq lists its product as uncharacterized. The record is from RefSeq and is a predicted model, not a curated record. The coding region runs from base 208 to 1728 and encodes 506 amino acids. The transcript has 3 exons. Lineage: Eukaryota; Metazoa; Arthropoda; Insecta; Hymenoptera; Formicidae.